GCAAACUCAAACUACUCUUCCGUGGUAGCGAGCUUCCCUUUGUAGGCUAAAUCAUGUCAGAUGUUGGAUCGGAGUAUUUUGAAGAUGAGCAGGGGUAUAUUGGAGAGUACGAGGGUGAUCGCAGUGAAGCGGGAGAGAGGCAUGGCGUCGGAAGAGCCGUCCUGCCCAACGGGGACACUUACCAGGGGAUGUAUGAACACGGGAAAAGGUCUGGGCAGGGAACAUACAGAUUCAAGAAUGGUUCUCGAUACAUAGGGGAGUAUUACAUGAACCAGAAGCAUGGACAAGGAAUUUUCUACUAUCCAGAUGGUUCUGUUUAUGAAGGCUCCUGGGUGGGUGAUCAACGGCAGGGACACGGGCUCUAUACGUAUCCCAAUGGAGACACAUAUGAUGGCAAGUGGCUGCAGCAUCAAAGGCAUGGGCAAGGUGUGUACACACACCACGACACCGGCUCCAAGUACGUUGGCAUGUGGGUUAUGGGUAAGAUGGAGUCUGCUGGCGAGUUAAUUCAUCUAAACCACCAAUUCCAGGGCACGUUUCACAACAAUAAUCCCUCAGGUCCAGGGAAAUAUGUGUUUGACAUCGGCUGUGAGCAGCAUGGCGAGUACAUCCAGGUGGAUCAGGAUAAAGGAGAGACGGAGGAGGAGGAGCCCGUCAAUACUGCCAUUCUCAAAUGGAAACCCAAAGCUGUGACUCCUUUAUCCGUCUGCACGCCUGCUAAAGACCACACCCCUCCUGGCCAGGGCCUAUCGGGAGAAAAAAAAGAUCAGACCAUCCUGGAGGAACAGAAUGGAGAACAGAGCCCAACUCCAGAAAACAACUGAUCAUGAAGCAAGACACAAUUACAGCUGCACUGAUUUAUAUAAUACAACAAUAUUGUCAUUACCGCUUCUAAGCUGUGAUAUUAAACUGAUUAUUACUGUAAUUAGUGUUUUGUUUCCUUGUCAGAUCCAGACACAAUUUACUCCAUCAAUGAAUAUUUUCUAACACAAAUCAGAAGAUGGUGGAAAUUUAAUUCUGGUGUAUCGGUAUGCAUUUUCUUAAGAUUCUCUGCAAAGGGUGGUGUACACUACCUGGCACAUGGUAGUUUGUUUCAUGGGUCCUUGUACAAUAAAUGCUUGUUUACUCAGCAAUGGUAUCUAAAUUGCUAUUAAUCACUCACGUGAUUUGAGUGUCAAAUGUCUCCCCAAAAGGAAGUAAAUUUUUGUAGUUGUUAGUUGCAUUAAUAUGAUUGUUAUAUUACUGGUGUUAUAUUACUGGUCAUUUUGCUUUUAAAGUGCAGUUAGUUACAGCAUUUAGUGUGUGUAUAUACUUAUAUUUGUCUGGUAAAGAUUAAAUAAUAAUUCACUGUUUUUAUAGCUGUAUAACUUGCUUGGAAAAAAGGUUUUAUCAUGGUGACAUGAGUAUGUUUUCUGCUUUGUAUUCAUAGUAAUUAAAUUAUGGAGGACAA
This is a messenger RNA of Electrophorus electricus (electric eel), 1450 nucleotides long. RefSeq names its product radial spoke head component 1 (gene rsph1). Gene Ontology annotation, cellular component: nucleus; motile cilium. Gene Ontology annotation, biological process: spermatid development; axoneme assembly. The record is from RefSeq and is a predicted model, not a curated record. NCBI's taxonomy places the organism in Eukaryota, Metazoa, Chordata, Actinopteri, Gymnotiformes, Gymnotidae.